This is a messenger RNA of Leptomonas pyrrhocoris, 4612 nucleotides long. Its product is annotated as putative protein kinase putativeserine/threonine protein kinase. The transcript has a single exon. Gene Ontology annotation, cellular component: cytoplasm. Gene Ontology annotation, molecular function: ATP binding; protein serine/threonine kinase activity. The record is from RefSeq and is a predicted model, not a curated record. NCBI's taxonomy places the organism in Eukaryota, Euglenozoa, Kinetoplastea, Trypanosomatida, Trypanosomatidae. Gene Ontology annotation, biological process: protein phosphorylation. Bases 1397 to 4612 code for a protein of 1071 amino acids.
AGCGCCAUUUGUUCGCCCAUUGCUCGCUUGUUGUUUUCCUUUCUCUCUCUUCCUUCACUGCUUCUCUUUCCCUUGCAUUCAAUCACGUGUACAGGGGCACGCACGUGCGUCGCGCACCGCCUCGUGUCGGCCUGCUUGGAUUUUCUUUCGUAGGCCACCACACGCGUAGAGUACUGAAGUACACUCCCAUCCAUUCGUCAGCAAAUAGGGCAGCAAAUCCGCCGCCAUCGGUGUUUGGGUAUAUAACGGAGGAAAAGGCCUUUUUAAAUGGCGGAGUGUCAAUCGGCUCGUCCAACUUCUUCCUAACUCCCCGCAUCGUAGCCAUCUUUCUCUUUUAUUGGCUUUAUUCUUCGUGUGUUCUUUCUCUCUCUCUCUCUCUCUCUGUGUGUGUGUGUGCUGCUCAGCAGGGUUUUUGGUCCGUCUCUUCGGCGCAAAGCAAACGUGUUUCUCUUUUCCUCGUCUAUUCCACGCCUCCUCUUCUCAAAGACCGAUCGACAAGUGCGUUCGGCUCCACCGGUUUCUGUCACGCUGAUUUUUCUGCAGCACAGCUUUGUUUCAUCGUUUGCUGGCGAAUUAAGAUAACUGUUUCUUUUCGAGAAUCUGAACAACAGGGAAGAGGUAAAAAGCAGUGUGGUGCGCUCGGGUUGAAGUCAUACUCGCCAACGAGUGGAGAGGAAAGCAGCUACAAAGCUGUUACCCUUUCACCAUCCCUCUCUCUCUCUGCAGCGAGUCGACGCGCGAAUCCCAAAGAGGAAAAGAGAUUCACCUGCUUCUUCCUUCUUCCUUCCUCUUUCUUCCUUCUGAGUUGAAAAGAAUAAGCAAGCUCAAACGUAAUAUUUAGAAAUUAAACUUCUGCACGUUAAGUUUUUCUUUGUUACUUCACCCUUGUGUUUUCAGUUCUUUCUGGAAACCAACGUUACGGCACAGGUCGUCAUCGACUCGUUGGUUGCGGGGUUUUUGUUGAGGGGCUGUUUUUCGGUGCUGUUGUUUGUACGCCGCUUCUCCCCCACGCUGCUGUUUGUGUCCCUCGGUGCUUCCCAGGGCUGAAGGCGCGAAGCUUAUUUCUCCUCUUGCGUAGUUGAGCUGAGAGCUGUUUUGUUCUUCUGUGUCCCGUCUUCUUCUUUUUUCUUUUAAUCAAGGGAAGAACCCAAAACCUGAGAAACCUGCUGUUGUCGCUGUUCGACUCGUAUAUUAAUAACUAUUCCCAUUCCAGAGUUUGUUGCUGCGGCGGCGAGUAUUCGCGUCUGUGUGCGUGUGUGUGUGUUAUUCUUUGUUUUUUCUUCAUUGCCGUGUCUUUUCUGCCCUGUUUCGUAAGCGCCGAACAGCACCCUUCCUUCUCAAAUCCUCUGCCGUUUUUUGUCUUGGUAACUAUAUCUAUCCAUCUUCUCUCGGUAGAAUGCUUCCUCAAUUAAAACACCCCACAGGGCGUGAACGGAGUCACAGUCGCAGCCGCAGUGGCAGCAGUGGCAGCGGCGGCCGAAGCACACACGCCAGCAUUGACGACGGUUCCAGUGGCAGCGACACGACCAGCGCCGCGGGGGCGAGCUCCUCCUCCGGCAAGUUCGCAGAGGCGAUGGAGAUGUACCACCAGUCCAUGGCCAUCCGCCGGCACAAGAUGAGUACAUCGAACGUGACGACGCACAGCGUCGACAGCACAGGCAGCGAAUCGGCUGGGUCGAACCCACUGCGGAUGUCAACGAGUCUGAAGGGGCCGCAGCUCCGGCCCACCACCCGCCUCAUCCGCGUAAACGAGUCUGUCACCUCCACGUCCCAGCACCGAGCUGGCUGCCGGCUUCCGAGUCUCGUGUCCCGCACCCAGCCGGACGCCGCCGCCGCCACUGCCACGUCGUCCCCUGCCCACAAGCCACACAGCAAUGAACACCACCACAGCAACAAUCCAUCUUCUUUGACGGCGAGCCGGCCGUACUCACGGAACCGCACGCGGAGUCAACCCACGUCGACCGCCGCGACACCCAACGCGCCGUCGUCGCCGAACGAAAGCGUUGAGAGGGCCCGAUGUCGCUCACGAGGGGUGCCGAGUGACUUAAAUUCUGCCACCGCAGUAGAGAAGGACGCCGCGGAGGAGGACACGCCAAACCACGCAACCAGCGUGCUGGGUAGUCUGCACAACCUUGCCUGCUCCUCCUCCGACAAUGAUGAGUUCCCCGCAACCAAGUACACGUCCAUCUUUCGCAGUCACGGAGAGAGCAGGAAUAACAGCAAAUGCGAGGACCACCACAGCAAUAACCGCAGAAACAUGCAUGUGCCACACCGGCAGCCGUCUGCGGGAUCGAAUAAAAAGACUUCUCCCGAUCCGUCCGCCGGGUCGUAUGACGUGAUCGGGCUGGAAUCGAUGUUGAUGGCGUCGCCAGAGGACCAGAUGCCGCUGCGCCGCUCCUCCCUCUACACACCGGCGCAGCCUCGCGGGCCUCCUCCCUCUUCACUGCCGCAGCACCAGCAGCCCGCAUCACACCCUCUCAAACCAAGGCCACAGCCGUCACGGCCGGCUUCCACCUCUCCGCGACAGCGCUCGCUAAUGCCGAUCUCGGCCGUUGACUCGACAAGUCUGCUGCUGUUUGAGCCAAGCCCGCCGCUCCCCAUCGCCACCGCCCACCCGUCUAAGAAGGCGGCGCUGUCACCUCGGCAGAGCACGGCGGCGACGACCACUACCACCACCGCCGCAGCAGCCCUCAUCCCACCCAGCAACGCGCUCUUGAGCUUCUCCCCUCACCGCACCCCCGCCGCGGCUGAGAAGUCGCUCUCGCCGCAGUCCACCAGCAACACGGCGACCGCGCUCGCCCGGCGCAAAACGGACCCCGCGGCCCGCAGCGCGAGCCAGGCAGGUUUGAGCAGCGCGGCGCGCACCUGCGGAAGUCGCAAUGCCAGCCGGACCACCUGUGAGACGUCGCAGCGGGAUGUAAUGGCGCACGGCACCCCGCCUGCGCUGCAGAGCCCAACAACAGCUGCAGCGGCACCGACGAUGGGCGCGCCGGUGGCGGCAGCAGCAGCGAGCCCCACCGCCCAGUUCUACUCCACCGCCUCCCUGGCGAAGACCUACGACGGGUCGCAAUUCUUGAACGACUACAUUCUGCUGAGCGAGAUCGGCAGCGGCGCGACGGGGCGUGUUGUGCUGGCCUUCAGCACCAGCAUGAUGUGCAGUGUGGCCAUCAAGAUCAUCGUGAAGCCGAGGGAAAAGAAGUACCGCCUGCAGCGCCCCCGCCUCUCCUCCGACUCGUCCGUGGCGCUCUCGAGCACACCGGAGCAGCAGAACAGCAGCGACACUGACAAGUCGGCCGACUCCGACACCCGUCGGCGGAAGACCGCCAUCGCGGGGGCACACCAUGGGCGAUACAGUGAUGCGACGGGCAACAGCGCACCACCGGCGUCCGCCGCCACACCGCCAUCACGGCAUAAGAAUGUCACGAAAACCGCACGUCUCACCACGGCGGAGCGCAUUACCCGCAACCUGCAGCGCGAGAUUGACGUGAUGAAGGACCUGAAUCACCCCAACAUCGUGCGACUAUACGAGGUCAUCAACGACCCGAAGGCGAACUCUCUCUUCUUGAUUCUACAGUACGUGGACAACGGUGCGAUUGCGCAGCUGAACUCAUCCGGCUGCAUUACCGCGCCCUUCGCGCCGGAGAACUUGCUCCCCAUUGCGACGCAGGUGGCGGACGGGCUCGUCUAUCUGCACGAGCACCGCAUCGUUCAUCGCGACAUCAAGCCGGAGAACAUCCUCGUUAACCGCGACGGUCAAGCCUUUCUGGCAGACUUUGGUGUAGCGGAGUUGAUGAACGCAGAGGCGGGGCUGCCCACGGCGGCCACGCUGGCCUAUCAAGGAACCCCGCUGUUUAUGGCGCCGGAGAUCUACGCAGUGGACGACGAGGACGCGGACGAGGAUGAUGAGUUGGACCUGCUACACAAGAAUGUGAGCGAGUCGGGCGCGAGUACGAGGAGCACGGCCUCAUCGAUGCACCACGGCAAGCACAACAAGCGCAGCAACCCCACCACCACGACGGCCGCCACAGGCGCGUCAGCGACAACGGCCGGCCAGUCGUCCUCCCGCACCAUCGACCCGUACGCGUUGGAUGUGUGGGCCCUCGGCGUCACCUUCUACACCCUCCUCGUCGGUCACGUCCCCUUCCACUCGAUGAAGCAGAUCUGCCAAACGGUGCGCAAGGGGGUACACCUCCCGGCCACUCUGCCGGCGGCCUGGCGUCAAAUCCUUCGCUGCACCAUGGAGCCGGGCGUGAGCAAGCGCGUGACGUCUGCACAGCUACAGCAAAUGCUGCACGCGAUGCUGGACGUGGCCAAUGCGAAGGAGCACAGCGACAACGGGAACAACGUCAGCGGCGCAGCUGAGAGGGACGUGGCACGGCGCGGCAAUGGCGGUCGUUCCCGUGGUGCGUCUCGGCAGCCGACUCCCGCCGCGGCACCGGUGCUGCGGUGCACAUCGGAGGACGAAGAUGUGAUCGUGGGCAGUGGCACGCCGACGGAGAUCCCGCUGUCGCCUGCGAACGGCGGCCGACUGGCCGAUGACUUUGACGAUUUCAACGACACUUUCAGCAUUAACUCCUCGGUGCUGGACGUCCUGCGGCCCGUCAGGCGAUGA